CUAUCUACUAUCUAUCUACUAUCUAUCUACUAUCUAUCUACUAUCUAUCUACUAUCUACUUUCCUCCCUUUUUAUACAAAAGUAUUGUAUCCUUCAUAUCACCUAUUGAUAAUACUUAAUUUCCUCACUCUUAUCUACUAUCUCAAGUACCAACUAUCGUUCCACCCUCCAACGGUAGACAUACAUACAUACACAUCCUCCAUUCGCCACUCGGAUACUAUACAUCAAAAUUUAUUAUUACCUUCACCACCUAAACAAAAGAAAACUACCACACAAUCAACAUGCACCUCUUCAACUACCUCCCCGUCGCUCUCACCACCCUCGGCCUCACAGCCUCGGCCUCUCCUCUCCGCCGUGCCGACAGCCCAGCCCUAACCUGGCACGUCUCCAACUUCACCACCGGCUGCUCCCCGGCCGCCUGCACCUACAGCUUCAACAUCUACGGCGUCGCCACGGCCAACACCCCCGGUUUCAACGCCACAUGCACUGGUAACUCCAACAACACUGCCCUGACUGCCUGUGGUGGCAACCCUCAGGUCCAGUCCCGCAUCCAGCCCGCUACCUACCCGGAAUGGAACAUCCGAGUCGAGCAUGCCUGGACUCUGCCCGGCGACAUGGAAUUCUAUGCUUAUGGCGAGACCAAUGUUACCUCGCCGACGCCGAAGUUCACCAUUCCUGUCACGGAGGAAUAUGGUGUUGCUUAAAUGCGCCUAUAGUGGAAUUGAUAGAAAAGGGGGUGGGAAAGUCAAAUGACUUGAGGUCAUGACAUGGGUUACUACAGUAUAGAUGGUGAAGGGCGGAAUGAGGUCAAAUUACUGGAAAUAUUUGCGGUUUUAGUUAUGUAUCAUAUUGAUAUGGAUUUGUUGGGCUGGUUCUUCAUGACUGUUUACAGUUUGGUUUUCGUUGGGUUUAUGAUGAGAAUAGGGUUGAGGAUCUAUAAUGUCUGGUUACAGGAUGGUCUGGUCAUGAUGAUUGAUUGAUUGAUUGAUCUGGGUAAAUAUAUC
Messenger RNA from Aspergillus costaricaensis CBS 115574, 1004 nucleotides. RefSeq lists its product as uncharacterized. The record is from RefSeq and is a predicted model, not a curated record. Bases 282 to 704 code for a protein of 140 amino acids. The transcript has a single exon. Lineage: Eukaryota; Fungi; Ascomycota; Eurotiomycetes; Eurotiales; Aspergillaceae.